CUUCUUCUCCGCCGUGCCAAUUUCUAAUAAUCGAUUCCGGAUCCGAUCCGAUCCGAUUCGCAUCGAACACCACCACCAUCACCAAUUUCCCCCCAAGCUUUCACAUUUAGGGUUUUCCGUAAAUCACUCAGGUGAAUAUAAUCGAAUAUAAGCAAAAUUAUCUUGUGUAAAAUUAAUCAAAUUUAUCUGAUUAUUCGGAGAAUCCAUGAACGUUGUUGGUCAUCAAUGGAAACUUCUGUAAUGCACACGAAUCUUCCCAAGGUAGAAGACGAUGAUGAUGAAUGGGACAAUGAUGGGUUUGUGAUUCCAAGCUUGGAGAUUGAACAAGAGAAUGUUAUUAAUGAUGAUGCAGAAGCUCAAACAUCAAAACCUUCUUCUUCUUCUUCUUCUUCUUCUCCUAAGAUUAAAGCUGAAGAAAAUAAUAGUAUAUACUUAGGACCACAUGGAGCUCCUCCCUCUCAGCUUCCUGAUGGUAGUAACAACACUACGAGCCGCAAGCAGCGGUUUAAGCAGAAGCUCAAGGAAGCAGACGAGAAGAUGAGUGUCUCCUCUGGUCGAGAAAACAAACUGGCUAACUUGAGAGAGCUUGUAGGUGGAGGUCUUGAUAAAGGAACUAACCACAUGGCUAAAGGUGGUGUUUCAAGAGACUGGCUUGAUCCACAUUGCCAUGAAUCUCAGUACGAGAAACGACGACAUCUCUAACGCUCCCUCUUGAAUAUGUUUUGUAUCAAUCAAUAUACUGGAAAGUUCGGAGCAAUGUAAAACCAAAUCUUUAUGUCCUGUCCUUUCAAUCAUCCAUUCUUUGGUGUUU
Messenger RNA from Camelina sativa (false flax), 811 nucleotides. RefSeq lists its product as uncharacterized. The record is from RefSeq and is a predicted model, not a curated record. NCBI's taxonomy places the organism in Eukaryota, Viridiplantae, Streptophyta, Magnoliopsida, Brassicales, Brassicaceae.